Messenger RNA from Spodoptera exigua (beet armyworm), 1346 nucleotides. Lineage: Eukaryota; Metazoa; Arthropoda; Insecta; Lepidoptera; Noctuidae. The record is from the annotation of a GenBank genome assembly.
CAAGAUUAAAGGCGUCGACCUAUUGAACAAUUUUUGCUUUACCAUAAAUAACUGUAUGUCAAAUUAUGAGUUGUCAAAGUUGUCAAUGUCAAUAACCUAAGGUAUUAUCGAACGAACGAUCGUGCAGAACGUGGCUGAAUCUGAGUAAAUUUAAUCCAUAUUUAAUUUGUAUUCUUGACUGCCGGGUUGGUAAGAUUAAUAUCCUAAAAUAGUAAUUUAUAGUGACUUAUCCACAAAUAUUUGGAAAAUGAUGUAUCACAUGAAGAAAAUCAUUGAUCACGAUAAAGAAAUCUUUUUGCCGAACUGCAUGUAUUCCGUAAAAUAUCGCACAGAGUUUUUCCAAGAAGAUUAUAGCGAUAGCGACAUCGGUGUCAGUGCCCAGGUUAUCAAGUUUCUUAAGGUUUUUGUCACUAAAAUUAUUAAAUUAACAAUAUGAUAUGUUUAGGUCAUAGCUUGCUAACAAUCAGGGAUACAUUAGUUUUUACUAUUAUAUAUAUGUUGCAGGUACAAAUGUUAUAGAAUGAAUACAAUUUAAAUUUUCCUAUUAUUUAUAUUUCUCAGUAAUGUGCUUCUGAGACAUUCAUCAUCAUAAUUUUGUGGGUCAAAUAAAAUGUCGGAGCUAGAACAUCGCCAGGAACAAUUAUUGAAAAAAUUGGAUACUCUCUAUGACAGAAUCAAGACAAUUAGUUCCUAUUGUAAUGUUAACAACAUUCUAGAAACUAAAACAAGUAAACAAGAUAAAUGUCUGCCUACACCAGAAGAGGUUGUUUUGGUUCUCAGCCCAGACAGUUUGCCCUGGUACCUGAAUCUUAUUUUGAAAAAACCUGUAGAUCUGAACAUUUCAUGGCACAUUCACUCUUCUGUACCUAACGAAAAAGUGUCGAAAAUUAAAAACUAUGUUAAAAAUCUAAAAGAAACUAAAAGUAAUUCUGCAAUAAAUUUGAGGCUGAUAUUUAAAUGUGUUUCGGCUGAUACAGAAUUGAAGAUAUCUACCCUGGAUGUUCCCAUCAUAGGCAAUGUGAACAUAUUACGCUAUCUGUCUUGUGUUUAUCCAAGUGUUAUACCAUACAAUGCUAAUGAUCAUAAUGUAGACACAUUACUUGAUAUCUGCCAUGUACUGGAAAGAGCAUCAGAUAAGAACAAAGAAGCACUUGUAAAGAAAUUAUUUGCAAAUGAAAAGAACUGGAUAAAUGGAAGUGAAUUUUCUAUUGUGGAUGUAGCUGCUUUUAAUGUCAUUAAGCAAUGGAAGAAUGUACCUAAUUAUGUUUCAAAAACAUGGUUCGAAAAAACAAACAAAUUAUUUUUGUAAUUUUAUGUACUACUUAUUUGAAUAAAUAGCAUUUGAC